This is a messenger RNA of Racocetra fulgida, 2190 nucleotides long. NCBI's taxonomy places the organism in Eukaryota, Fungi, Glomeromycota, Glomeromycetes, Diversisporales, Gigasporaceae. The record is from the annotation of a GenBank genome assembly.
AUGCAGAACGAAUUGGAUAUUUUUUCAUUAACAAAAGAAAUUGAAGAAGAUUCAUCUGAAGAACAGGAUGAAUUUAUUAUUUCAAAACAAUUACAAGCACAAAACCGAAAAAAAAAAAAAUCGGGUGGCUUUCAGUCCAUGGGAUUAAGCUAUCCAAUAUAUAAGGCAAUACUUCAUAAAGGGUUUAAAGUUCCAACCCCAAUACAGCGCAAGACGAUACCAUUAAUUAUGGACGGUAAAGAUGUAGUGGGCAUGGCUCGCACAGGUUCCGGCAAGACCGCUGCAUUUUUGAUUCCGAUUAUAGAAAAAUUAAAAGUUCAUUCGGCAAAAGUUGGUGCUAGAGCGAUUAUAUUGUCUCCUUCACGUGAACUAGCCCUUCAAACGCAAAAAGUAUGCAAAGAGCUUACUAAAUAUACAGAUUUGAGAACUUGUCUAUUAGUUGGUGGUGACAAUUUAGAGGAUCAAUUUGCGAUUAUAGUAGCAACACCUGGGCGUUUUCUUCAUUUAAUUGUGGAAAUGGAGCUUGAACUUAAAAGCGUUGAAUAUAUUGUUUUUGAUGAAGCAGAUCGAUUAUUUGAAUUGGGAUUUUCGGCACAGCUUCAUGAAAUAUUGCAUAGACUACCUCAAUCACGUCAAACCAUGCUUUUUUCUGCCACUUUGCCAAAAUCACUCGUGGAAUUUGCAAAUGCUGGACUUCAAGAUCCAAGUUUAGUGCGACUAGAUACAGAUACCAAGAUUAGUGCCGAUUUAAUGAUGGCAUUUUUCUCUGUGAAACAAUUGGAAAAAGAAGCCGCAUUAUUAUAUCUUCUAUAUGAAGUCAUUAAAAUACAUCUUACCCCCACUUCAUCAGCCACUACAUCUAAAAAUCCUAAUAAUAAAGACGACAAUUCAUCAAGUACAAUGUCGCAAACUUUGCUAUCUAAUCAAACAAUUAUUUUUGUAUCAACAAAACAUCAUGUUGAAUAUAUUACAAAUCUUUUGAACCUUAGUGGAUUUCAAACAUCAUAUAUUUAUGGUUCUUUAGAUCAAACAGCUAGGAAAAUACAAAUAAAUAAUUUUCGUAGUGGUCGAACUAACAUUUUGGUUGUAACAGAUGUAGCGGCUCGUGGAAUAGAUAUUCCAAUAUUGGAAAAUGUAAUCAACUAUGACUUUAUAGAUAGUAGUAAAAUGUUUGUUCAUAGAGUAGGGAGAACAGCUAGAGCUGGCAAGAAAGGUUGGGCCUAUUCUUUAAUUACACCUGAAGAACUUCCCUAUUUACUUGAUCUUCAACUUUUUCUUGGCCGUCGAUUGUUAAUUGGUUCAGCCACAGAUUCAACACCUGAUUAUACAUCAGAUAUGAUUGUCGGAUCCUUUCCCAAUGACCUUUUGGGAUCUUAUAUGGAAUGGGUAAAAGGAAAACAACAAGAAGUUAAUGACUUGAAAUCUCUUUGCGAUGUGGCGAAAAAUGGUUAUAAGCUAUUUUGCAAAUCUAGAUCAUCAGCAGCUCCAGAAAGUUAUAAACGAGCAAAAAAAGUUAUAGAAAUGAAUAAUUUGAAUGACACGAUUUUAGAAAUAGGAACUAGAGGGAAAAAAAAGUCAUCACUUACCUCACCUAUAAUAAAACAACGUAAAGAAACUGCAGUGAAGGCGACAAUAAAUACAAAGGAAAUGCAAACAAAUUGUGAAAAUAUGCCUAAUGGUCAUGAAGACGAAACAAAGGAAUCAAAAAGAGCUCUUUUUGGUCAUCAAAAUGAUGAACAGAUUCCGGGUGCAAAUAAAAAGAAAGGUUUAAGAUGGGAUAGUAAAAAGAAGAACUUUGUUCGUGGUGAUGGCAUAGGGUCUGACAACAAAAAAUUUAUUAUCAGUGAAAAUGGAACAAAGUUACCGGCUACAUACAAAAGCGGGAGGUUAUGGCAACAACAUCAUAAGUUAUUAAUACCUCGUACUGGAGAAGAAGAAAUACAAUCAGCACGUUUUGACAUUAAAAAGUUUCGUCACAAAACAACUAACUCUUCCGAACCCUUGGACCCUCUUGCAACGAAUCACAGGAAAAAACCAAAGAAUUUGAAAAAAGCAAAUUCCCGAAAUUCUGUCAAGGCCAAGAAUGAACUCAAAACGGUAGAACAAAUUUGCAAGCAAAGAAGAAUAAAAGAAAAGCGAAGGUCUAAAAAUGCGAGACCUAGUCGAAAGGGACGACUCAAAAAGAAGUGA